AUGAACGGUCAGUAAUCUAUGAAGGCUAAAAAUAAGAUUGACCUGCAUAAACGCUGCCUUAAAUCAGUUUAUUCUAUGUAUAGGUGAUUUGGACUCGAAAAAGAACCAUGAAUAUGAAACGGCACAUUAACGGUCCUAUAAAAUAGCAAAAAAACGGUUCUAAGUCAAUUAUUCGUUAAAAAUGAUGAUAAGAUGACGACGACGACGACGACGAUGAUGAUGAUGAUGAUGAUGAUGAUGAUGAUGAUGAUGAUGAUGAUGAUGAUGAUGAUGAUGAUGAUGAUGAUGAUGAUGAUGAUGAUGAUGAUGAUGAUGAUGAUGAUGAUGAUGAUGAUGAUGAUGAUGAUGAUGAUGAUGAUGAUGAUGAUGACUGGUCGACGCGUAAUGCGCCUUUCCAAGAAAUGCCACGAGAAUUUCUCAUUUGA
Messenger RNA from Spirometra erinaceieuropaei, 425 nucleotides. Lineage: Eukaryota; Metazoa; Platyhelminthes; Cestoda; Diphyllobothriidea; Diphyllobothriidae. The record is from the annotation of a GenBank genome assembly.